GCGAGCUCAGGCCGAUUUUGUGCUGGAGCGCGCAGAAAGGCCACUGAGGAGAAUCCGCGGAGGGCGAAGCCGCUGGGGCUGGGCAGGUGGGGCCGGCGCUGCGGCGCCACUGUGUGGGCUGCCGCCGUCCAGGCCGAGAAGCACCGGGGACGUCUCCGUGGGAAGCCGGCGGAGGACGGCUGAGGUGAAGCCCGGCCCCCGAUGUUCGCGGCCGCUGUAAAGCGCAGACGUGAGCGGCGCGGGUUCUUGCAGGGCGAAGGCCGAGCAAGCCGCGUUCCGACGCGGCUCCGGAGCCCUGGCACGGUACUCUGGGUGCCCGCUCCCCUGAGGCGCUGAUGUGGACCCUUACCGCGUCGGCGCGCAACGUUCCGAGCCCGGGCCGACCCCCGCCCCGUCAGGCUGCUGCAGCCCGCAGCUUGCGGGCUUAGACUUUAAAGAUAAAGGAAUGUCAGGCUCCUUUGCAUCGAAGACCUUCACUGCACUUUCAGAUCUCCAUCCCAACAUGGCUAAUCUGAAAAUAAUCGGUAUAGUUAUUGGGAAAACUGAUGUCAAAGGCUUUCCAGACAGAAAAAAUAUUGGAUCAGAAAGGUACACCUUGAGUUUCACUGUGCGGGAUUCACCAGCCCACUUUGUAAACAUAGCAUCCUGGGGCAGUGAAGAUUACAUCAGGUCACUUUCUGACAGCUUCAGGGUUGGCGAGUGCUUGAUUAUUGAAAAUCCCCUGGUACAAAGAAAGGAAAUGGAAAGAGAAGAAAAAUUCAGGCCUGCAACUCCUAGCAACUGUAAGCUCUUGCUCAGUGAGACUCAUUCAAUUGUAAAAGUCUGUUCCAGUUAUGAAGUGGAUACCAAGUUACUUUCUUUGAUACACUUACCUGUGAAGGAGUCUCAUGAUUAUUAUUCACUGGGUGACAUUGUUGCAAAUGGACAAAAUCUCCAUGGGAAGAUUAUUAACGUGCUGGCAGCAGUGAGGUCGGUUGGUGAGCCAAAAUACUUUACAACUUCAGACCGAAGAAAAGGCCAGAGGUGUGAAGUGAAACUCUAUGAUGAAACAGAGUCUUCCUUUACAAUGAUAUGUUGGGACAGUGAAUCUAUCCUACUUGCACAGAGCUGGACGCCACGAGAAACAGUAAUAUUUGCCUCAGAUAUAAGAAUAAGUUUUGACAGAUUUCAGAACUGUAUGAUGGCAACUGUAAUCUCAAAAACCAUUAUUACAGCUAAUCCAGAUACACCAGAAGCUAACAUCCUACUGAACUUUGUAAGAGAAAAUACAGAAACAAGUGCUCCAGAUGAUGAAAUAGACAGUUAUUUGAAAGAAUCCAUAAAUUUAAAUACAAUAGUUGAUGUCUAUACAGUGAAGCAAUUAAAGGCGAAAGCUUUGAAGAAGGAAGGAAAAGCAGAUCCUUUCUAUGGUAUUCUUUAUGCUUACAUUUCUACACUGAACAUUGAUGAUGAAACAACAAAAGUAGUUCGAAACAGAUGUUUGGGCUGUAGUUACAUUGUAAAUGAAGCAUCCAGUGCUUGUACAACCUGCAACAAAGACUGUUCAGAAUUUCAGUCUGUCUUUCUAAGCUUUGAUAUGCUGGUUGACCUCACCGACCACACAGGCACCCUCCACUCCUGCAGUCUCACUGGGAGUGUUGCUGAGGAGACUUUGGACUGCACGGUAAAUGAAUUUCUAGCAAUGACAGAUGAACAGAAAACAGCAUUAAAGUGGCAAUUUCUUUUGGAAAGAAGCAAAAUUUACUUAAAAUUUGUUUUGUCACACAAAGCAAAGGGUGGAUUCAGAAUUACCGUGCUCUCAUGUAAGCUUGCAGAUCCUAUUGAGGCAAGUAGGAACUUGUCUGGACAAAGAAAUACUUAAAACCAUCAUUUUAAACUCUGGAAAAUAUAAGGAGUUUUAACUCCCUUUAAAGUGGAAUAUUGUUUGAACAUUAUGGAUAAAAUUGUAUUUUGAGCAAGUGUGCUAUAAGUGUUUCUACACGUUAUUGUUUCCUUCUGGAGUUGGCUUGGGGGAAGUCUCAGCUGGACUCACUUCUUAGAAGGCCUUUCCGCUGGCUCUGCCACAUCUCUUCCUAAGUUGGAAAAUGUUUGCGUGAUGAAUAAACAAGUUUCAUCUUUCUCACAGAUAGUUUGCUUUCUCAUUUUGAGCCAUUUUAUUCUUUGUCUUGUUUUCCUGAAGAAAGUCCCUGGGCAAAGUCGUGUG
This is a messenger RNA of Loxodonta africana (African savanna elephant), 2203 nucleotides long. RefSeq names its product meiosis specific with OB-fold (gene MEIOB). Lineage: Eukaryota; Metazoa; Chordata; Mammalia; Proboscidea; Elephantidae. Gene Ontology annotation, biological process: resolution of meiotic recombination intermediates. Bases 446 to 1861 code for a protein of 471 amino acids. The record is from RefSeq and is a predicted model, not a curated record. The transcript has 14 exons. Gene Ontology annotation, molecular function: single-stranded DNA 3'-5' DNA exonuclease activity; single-stranded DNA binding.